UGAUUUAAUGCUUUGUCAUUUUAUUUCUUGUGAUUCCAGAAUCUCAUUUUCAGCUUCUGCCGGAGCCAGUAGCAGUUGGGAAAGAAGGCUGUGCUCUUUAAAGAGCGUCAGCCAGCCUUAAAGAGCAGAAUGGAUCUUGACGUGGUUAACAUGUUUGUGAUUGCGGGCGGGACGCUGGCCAUCCCAAUCCUGGCAUUUGUGGCCUCAUUUCUCCUGUGGCCUUCUGCACUGAUAAGAAUCUAUUACUGGUACUGGCGGAGGACAUUGGGCAUGCAGGUCCGCUACGUUCAGCAUGGAGACUAUCAGUUCUGUUACUCCUUCCGGGGCAGGCCUGGGCACAAGCCCUCCAUCCUCAUGCUUCACGGAUUCUCUGCGCACAAGGAUAUGUGGCUCAGCGUGGUCAAGUUCCUUCCAAAGAACCUACACUUGGUCUGCGUGGACAUGCCAGGACAUGAAGGAACCACUCGCUCCUCCCUAGAUGACCUGUCCAUAGAUGGGCAAGUCAAGAGGAUACACCAGUUUGUAGAAUGCCUCAAGCUGAACAAAAAACCCUUCCACCUGGUAGGCACCUCAAUGGGUGGCCAUGUAGCAGGCGUGUAUGCUGCUUACUACCCAUCGGAUAUCUCCAGCCUAUGUCUCGUGUGCCCCGCUGGCCUGCAGUACUCUUCGGAUAAUCAGUUUGUGCAGCGGCUCAAAGAACUGCGGGAGUCUGCUGCCGUGGAGAAGAUUCCCUUGAUCCCAUCCACCCCAGAAGAGAUGAGCGAAAUGCUCCAGCUCUGCUCGUAUGUGCGCUUCAAGGUGCCCCAGCAGAUCCUGCAAGGCCUGGUCGAUGUCCGCAUCCCCCAUAACAACUUCUACCGAAAGCUGUUUUUGGAAAUCGUCAAUGAGAAGUCCAGAUACUCUCUCCAUCAGAACAUGGACAAGAUCAAGGUCCCAACGCAGAUCAUCUGGGGAAAACAAGACCAGGUGCUCGAUGUGUCUGGGGCGGACAUGUUGGCCAAGUCAAUUGCUAACUGCCAGGUGGAACUUCUGGAAAACUGUGGGCACUCAGUGGUGAUGGAGAGACCCAGGAAGACAGCCAAGCUCAUUGUCGACUUCUUAGCUUCUGUGCCCAGCACAGACAACAAUAAGAAGCUGGACUGAGGUGCCGACUGCAGCCUGCAUUCCGCACGCGGCAUCCGCUCCCAUCCCCAAAUGCGACGCGGCCACCACACUCUCAGGGAUCCUGCCCCAAAUGCGGUCAGAGCGCCAGCGUCCCUGAGGAAGCCAGUCCCCUCUCCCUGGUAUCCACAGUUCCACCGAGCUUCGGGGGCCACAAGAAAAUCUCCAAGAUCUUUUUUCACAAAAUGGAAAUUCAUAGGGAACAAAAUAAGAAAACCCAGCCACGAAAUCUACUGAGAAGUCUUCAAGUUCGUGUCGUUGACAAGCUUGUGCAAAACAGCCACCUUGGACCAUAAUCAUUGAGGACACUUUCUUUGCAUAGACUGAGACUGGUAUUUUUGUUGCUUCAGAUCUAUUCCCUUGCAUGGUCAGUGGCUUUUAUAGAAGCAUUAGUCCCCAUGCGCUGAACCCUGUUGUGUAGGUCUAAUUUAAGUUUUACAUAGAGACCCCUGUAUGAAUGUAGCCCGUCAGCUGCAAGACCAGGGAGGGAAAUGGCAAGCUGUAGGAUACGUACACACGUGGAGGGGCAUUGUCCCGCCUGGCCAGCCCGUGGAACUGCGGGAGCAGCAGAGCUCACGGGCAGGUGGUUUGUUGGGCACCCACAGGUCGGGUAUGUCGUGAGUGAACUCAGAACAGUCACAGAAUGAAGAACACCUGGCAGGGUGGGUUUCCUAGGAAUAAUUUAUUAUUUUUGAAAAUAGGACUAAUAAAGCAAUAAAGUUCUAGACAUAUAUCUAAAUAAUCAGACUCAGGUUCCACACACAAGCAACACCCCGUGGGCCUCUUUUCUAUUCUGCUGUGCCACUGAAACCCUUGGAUAAAAUACCCGUUUGUUAAUGAAUUCCGUGAAUUCUGUGAACAGUAAUUGAAAAUAAGUCUAAACAGCUGUAAAAAUGACCACAAUGACAUGAAAUAAAUUUAGUAAGUCUAGAUCAGCAACA
This is a messenger RNA of Propithecus coquereli (Coquerel's sifaka), 2102 nucleotides long. RefSeq names its product abhydrolase domain containing 6 (gene ABHD6). Gene Ontology annotation, molecular function: catalytic activity. Lineage: Eukaryota; Metazoa; Chordata; Mammalia; Primates; Indriidae. The record is from RefSeq and is a predicted model, not a curated record. The transcript has 9 exons. The coding region runs from base 130 to 1143 and encodes 337 amino acids.